Messenger RNA from Akanthomyces muscarius, 906 nucleotides. RefSeq lists its product as uncharacterized. The record is from RefSeq and is a predicted model, not a curated record. The transcript is spliced from 2 exons. NCBI's taxonomy places the organism in Eukaryota, Fungi, Ascomycota, Sordariomycetes, Hypocreales, Cordycipitaceae. Gene Ontology annotation, molecular function: protein binding. Bases 1 to 906 code for a protein of 301 amino acids.
AUGAGGAUACCCAGCACUCCCAGAAAGCAAUUCUUCAAGGACGAGAUCCUCGACCUCAAAAGCCUACCUCGACUUCACGUCGAGGCUUUCAUCCAUCACAAAGGAGACGAGUUCAACCUCAUCCCUCCGGCGGGGUACUAUGCAAGCUUGAUGGCGUACACACAAUAUAUCCGCGACUACGACAGCCCCUUUCAGCUAGUCUCACCUUCGCAAGACUUACCGGGAGCGGCCGUCCUACACGAUCUCGGCUGUAUUGUUAUGGAAGCAUCCCGAGGCUUCAAGAGUCAUCUCGCGGCCUCGCUCUGGUUCACUGCCACAAACUGGGGCUACGCUCCGUCUGCAUGCAGCCUGGCCGCCUUUCUGGCGCGCAGCGGUCAGUACGGCAAGGAAGACUUCUUCGCGCCGGCGGAGAAGCGUUUCCGCGCGCUCGUCAAGGGCGGCGACCCCAUUGCCAUGGCCAUCGAGGGCGAGAUCCUCUACCGGGAGGGCAAGUACGGCGAGGCCGAAACGAUUCUAAACAAUGUUCUGCGAAAACAAAAACAGCACUCGGACAGCAGCGCCGGCGGCCUGCGCAACUGGGAGCCCAACUUCCGCCUCACGCUGGGCAAGACGCUGGGCAAGCGCGGUAAAACGGACCAGGCGGUCGCCAUACUGCGCAGGCUGUCCGAGGACGGCUACAUCGAGGCCGACCCUCAGCUUGGCAAGACGCUGCGGGCCAGUGACCCGGACGAGGCUCUACAGUAUCUGUUCAAGGCGGGCUGCACGGGUGCCCUCGACUGCUUUGAGGAAAUGGCCACGAUCAAGCUGGACAAGGCGACCAAAGCGGGAGACUCGAGCGAGGCUAACGACCAUCGACUCUGGGCACAGGAGUUGACACGUCUGGCAGACAAAAACGCGGCGUUCUAG